CCCCUGCGCAGUUCUCUCCCUCAUUCUCUCACAUUCUGUCGCUUUCCCUACAAGGCUGAACCACAGACAGCAGGAUGUCUAUAGUGAACAUCGUUGCCAGGGAAAUCCUGGACUCCAGGGGAAACCCCACGGUAGAGGUGGACCUGCACACCGAGAAAGGUGUUUUCAGGGCCGCGGUGCCAAGCGGUGCCUCCACUGGCAUCUAUGAGGCUCUGGAGCUGCGAGAUGGGGACAAAACCCGCUACAAGGGGAAAGGCGUGCUCCAGGCUGUGGGCCACAUCAACAAUACCAUCGGACCCGCCCUUGUCCAGUCUGGAAUCGGUGUCGUUGAGCAGGAGAAGCUGGACAACAUGAUGAUCGAGAUGGAUGGGACCGAAAACAAGUCGAAGUUUGGCGCCAACGCAAUCCUAGGAGUUUCCCUGGCUGUGUGCAAGGCUGGUGCUGCGGAGAAAGGAGUCCCGCUGUACCGCCACAUCGCUGACCUGGCUGGAAACACGGAGCUGGUGCUGCCUGUUCCUGCUUUCAAUGUUAUCAACGGAGGGUCCCACGCCGGCAACAAGCUGGCCAUGCAGGAGUUCAUGGUGCUGCCGGUGGGAGCCGAGUCAUUCCGCGAGGCCCUGCGUGUGGGUGCGGAACUGUACCAUACCCUGAGGGGCGUGAUCCGGGAAAAGUAUGGCCAGGAUGCCACCAACGUGGGGGACGAGGGCGGGUUUGCGCCCAACAUUCUGGAGAACAGUGAGGCGCUUGAGCUCUUGAAAACAGCCAUCGAGAAGGCAGGCUUCACGGAAAAGGUGGUGAUUGGCAUGGAUGUGGCAGCAUCAGAGUUCUACCGCGAUGGCAAAUAUGACCUGGACUUCAAAUCUCCUCCUAACUCAGACAGACACAUCACUGCUGACGAGCUCACUGAGAUCUAUCAGAGCUUUGUCAAUGAUUAUCCAGUGGUGUCCAUAGAGGACCCCUUUGACCAGGACGACUGGCCAGCGUGGACUCGUCUCACAGCCUCAAUGGGAAUCCAGGUGGUGGGCGAUGACCUCACGGUCACCAACCCCCGGAGGAUAGAAAAGGCUGUCGAGGACAGAGCCUGCAACUGCCUGCUCCUGAAAGUCAACCAGAUCGGCUCUGUCACCGAGGCUAUACAGGCGUGCAAGCUGGCUCAGGAAAAUGGCUGGGGUGUGAUGGUUAGCCACCGCUCGGGGGAGACUGAAGACACCUUCAUUGCUGACCUGGUGGUUGGGCUCUGCACUGGGCAGAUCAAGACUGGAGCUCCCUGUAGAUCUGAACGUCUGGCCAAGUACAACCAGCUGAUGAGAAUUGAGGAGGAGUUGGGUGAUCAAGCUCGUUUUGCUGGGCACAACUUCCGAAACCCUAGCGCUCUGUGAGACUGGCACACAGACUAAGAGAGAGAGAGAGACACACACACACACACACACACACACACACACACACACACACACAAACACAAACAUGAGCAAUGAACCACUGAAUCAGAGAUCCUAAGAUACACGUCCCCUCGUGGGUGACAACACAUCAGCAAAGCAGUUGCUUCAAUCACAGACACACACUGUCAGAGGCAUAGACUGAAUGACAACCCGAAUAACUGACAGUGACAGAUUGACAGCUUUACCUAAAAAUGACCACGAAAACUCACGGCGUGGAGCACAGUCUCUCUCUCACUUUCCCUUUCGUUCACUUUUGUCACCGGCUAGCACUUUCUGUAGUUCUCCUUCAUCUCCUCUGUCUCCCUUGCUCUCUCUUUCUUUCCUCUCUCUCCAUGGCCUUCAGUGACCUCAUCCCUCCUUUACUCCAACUCUCUCUUCUCUCUCUCUCCUCUCACCUUUUCCUCUCUCCUUUCUCCCAUGUGGAUGGAAUCCUUUGUCCUGCUCCCAUGUCAGUAGAACUACGAUAUAAUUAAAAAAGCUUGCCACAAAAUGAGUCAGUAAAUAAAGAUAUCAUUAAUUAUGACUUCAACCACAA
Messenger RNA from Scleropages formosus (Asian bonytongue), 1974 nucleotides. Its product is annotated as gamma-enolase. Lineage: Eukaryota; Metazoa; Chordata; Actinopteri; Osteoglossiformes; Osteoglossidae. Gene Ontology annotation, molecular function: magnesium ion binding; phosphopyruvate hydratase activity. Gene Ontology annotation, biological process: glycolytic process. The transcript has 12 exons. The coding region runs from base 75 to 1379 and encodes 434 amino acids. The record is from RefSeq and is a predicted model, not a curated record. Gene Ontology annotation, cellular component: phosphopyruvate hydratase complex.